AAGCAACUUGCACUACCAUAUAAGUAGUGUUACCUAGAAGCAGAGUUUCUCAAUUUUGAUCGCGUUAUUUGUAUCCUCAUUCUGGUCUUUUACACUCAUAAGCACCCACGACAGCGAAAUGGAUCUAGUAUACGCAGCCCUGAUGAGUAGGUGCACUGAAGGCACCUUCUUGUACACACCUCCGAAAGACAAAAUGUUCCAUCCAGGUUCUUGCGGCUUCUUCAACGAAGGUGGACAGUGGGAAUCAAUUACCGAUCUCACUGAUCUCAAUGAAUUUAACCUCAAUGGGUACUUCCCUCCUACCAAACAGCUCAAUCUGAUGGAGCCGACCGUGUGCACAUGGAAGAAGAAGGUUGUAGAGAAAAACGAGGGUCAUGGCUUUGGCGUCACAUCAGAGGUUUCCGGACUUGCUGCUCAAGCACCUGUGGAUGUAGGAGCCAAUGCCGCGGUAGGAAGCACUGCAAAAGCCGGUGCAGGCGUGGUCGUAUCACCAAAUGUGGUGUACAAAACGUUUGAUACCGGAGCCCCCAAAAUAAUUGGAGACUGGAUGAAAGACAACAUGGAGAACUUGUCUACUCAGCAUAAACAACAGAUUGCUGAGUUUGGCGUCUGGGUUAUCACGGCCACAUGGGUUGCAGAGAAGUGUGAUAUUGCUAUGUGGAACAAGACCGGCAACAAAAUCGAUGCCGGAUUCAACGUUGGAGCGACAAACAUUGGGAAAAUUGGGCUCAAGGGUUCACGCGAGAUCCAGUUCGAUAAUGAUGAACACAUAGUAUAUGAUGAGCCGGGUGGAUACGCCAUCUCCUUCCGCGGCGUACAAUUUAGACCAAGCUCGAAGUUUUGGAGCAAUAAAUUGAAGCAAAAAGGCCCGAAGGAUGGCUACCUUCGAACUGCGCCGAUGCAAUAUCUUGAUCAGGAUGGAAACCGCAUCGAUGAGGAUGGAAACCUUAUUAACGAGGAUGGAAAUCGCAUUGACAAGGAUGGAAACCUCAUCGAAGAGCCCGAAAUAUUUAUGGAGUUAGUUGGGUUUGAUGAGGCGAGUCAAAAAACCGAGUAG
This is a messenger RNA of Bipolaris maydis ATCC 48331, 1057 nucleotides long. RefSeq lists its product as uncharacterized. The record is from RefSeq and is a predicted model, not a curated record. NCBI's taxonomy places the organism in Eukaryota, Fungi, Ascomycota, Dothideomycetes, Pleosporales, Pleosporaceae.